UACAGGCUUUGCUAUUAUGCUUUACAGUUUGCAGAAGCUUUCAAAGGAAAUUAAGAGAAUGGAUUCCACACAUAUACUUAUCCUUCCCAUGCCAUUCCAAGGCCAUAUUAUGCCUCUCAUGGAGAUGGCCUACCACCUCAUCGAUGCCGGCUUCACGGUCACCUUUGUCAACACCGACUUCAAUCACCGCCGUCUUCUUUCCGCCGCCCCCGACGGCGGCGCUGCCUUCUCCAACACUAACAGCCGCCUCCGCCUCCUUGGAAUCUCAGAUGGGAUGGGCUCGGACGAAGACCGAAAGGAUGUGGGGCUAUCUUGUAAACUCUUGCCUUCAGGGAUGUCUCCAGGUCUUGAGUCCAUCUUAAGAGCCGCCGCUGCAGAAGGCCGACCAAUACAGUGGAUUUUAGCUGACUUCAACAUGGCCUGGGCGUUUGCUUUAGCCAACCAAAUGGGCCUGCGCGCUGCCGCUUUCUGCCCCCCGUCAGCCGCCAUGAUAGCUAUAGUGCUCAACGUUUCCAAAAUGAUUGAAAUUGGGCUUCUCACUGAAGAUGGAUCACAGAAUAAGGAUGAGAUGUUCCAGCUAGCCGACGGCAUCCCGACGCUUCGCACGAGUCAGCUGGCAUGGAACAUGAUCGGAAACUCGGCUGACAAAUCAGCUGUGUUCUCCUUUGUUAUGAUUAACAUUCGCGCUCUCACCGACCACGCCGAGUUCAUCAUCUGCAACACAUUCAUGGAUCUUGAGCCUCAAGCCAUAUCUCUCCUUCCUUCCGCCAUUCCCAUCGGCCCCCUUUUUCCAGCCGACCACCACCCCAUCGGCCACCUCUGGCCGCCAGCAAAUUCAUCCACCAUUAUGGACUGGCUUGACGCCCACUCGCCGGGCUCUGUACUCUACAUCGCCUUCGGAAGCCAUGCUAUUUUUGAUCAAGCACAAGUUGAUGAGUUGGCCCAUGGGAUUGAAAUGACAAAGCGACCUUUUUUAUGGGCUGUGCGACCUGACCUUACAACUAUGGAUCCAAGCGAAGUUUUCUCAACGGAGUUCUUGAGGCGGGUACAAGGCAGGGGGCUUCUGGUCGCCUGGGCUCCUCAACUGCAAGUGUUGGGUCAUCCUUCCAUUGGGUGCUUUAUGUCGCACUGCGGGUGGAAUUCUACCAUGGAAGGGAUUAGGAACGGGAUGCGAUUUCUCUGUUGGCCUUACUUUACUGAUCAGUUUUUGAAUCAGAGUUAUAUUUGUGACAUAUGGAGGAUAGGGCUGAGGGUGAGGCCGAAUGAGGAGGAUGUGGAAGGUGAAUUGGGUAGGAGUGAGUUGGCUCUUAUCACGAGGAAGAUGAUUAGAGAGAGGGUGGAAGAGGUGAUGGAGGAUGAUGAGAUGCGAAAAAGGGCAUUGAUGUGGAAAGAGAGGGCUCUUAAAAGUGUGAGUGUAGGUGGGAGCUCUUAUGAGAAUUUUAAGAAGGUAGUGGAUAUCAUGAAAACUAGGACUUAAAAUUAAGUAUUAUUAUUAUUAUUCUUGUUAGAAGGAUUUAGAUAUAUAUGUAUUACUCAAAAUCUUCUUAUUUAUAUAUUCAUGAUCUGAGCUUUAUCAUUUAGUUACAUAA
Molecule: messenger RNA, 1589 nt
Organism: Dendrobium catenatum
Lineage: Eukaryota; Viridiplantae; Streptophyta; Magnoliopsida; Asparagales; Orchidaceae
Product: UDP-glycosyltransferase 83A1-like
Exons: 2
Coding region: 17-1477 (486 amino acids)
Molecular function (GO): UDP-glycosyltransferase activity
Source: RefSeq, a predicted model, not a curated record